GUUGCUUCGCGUUCUGUUUUCUAGGGGGGUGCUCUGGGUGUUUCGUGAACUAGAUCUUUGGUUGAAACAAGAAAACACAAAAUAGAGAAAAAAUCCAUUUUCCCUAUCCGGAUCCUUCAGCAGGAAGUUUUCUUCUCGUCGUUGCUGCAAUUUCAACUCCCAAGGAAGUUAAUUAAUUCCCCUCGUCGUAACAAUGAAAGUGCUGGUCAUCAUCUCGCUUUUUGGAGUGGCUUUGGCCGCCAAUGCCAUCAAUGCCGAAGAUGGAGUUGCUCCAGCAGCAUUCCAAGAUUCCAGCGCCGCCGCUAGGCGAAACGACAAACGAGCCAUCGGACUGGUAGACACCACCGGGCUAACCUACGACUACACUGCCCUUCACCAUCACCCGGUUGCUGUGGCUGCCCCAGUAGCUGCUUCCACUACCGUCGUCAAAUCCGCUGGCUAUCAUGGACUUCCUGUGAGUGCUGGAUACACCAACCUUGGCCUGGACAGACUGGGCUACAGCGGAAUCUAUCAUCCAGUGACCACCGGAUACACCACCAGCUACCAGACCGGAUAUGGAGGUCUCGGAUACGGCUCGGGAAUCCCAGUGGCAUCGGCAGCUGCCGGAUACGGAAAGUUGGUCCACCCCGGAACUACCACCUACCAGAAGGUGGUCCAAACCUAUCCUCAUCUGGGAUCAACAGUGGGAGCCGUGGCACCAGCCCUGGGCUACACCAGUUUGGCCGGAUAUCAUCCCGCAGGAUUGCUCUACUAACCUAAGCUUACCUCAAUUUACGGAAGUCCUCAAAACCAAAAA
This is a messenger RNA of Uranotaenia lowii, 796 nucleotides long. RefSeq lists its product as uncharacterized. The coding region runs from base 194 to 754 and encodes 186 amino acids. NCBI's taxonomy places the organism in Eukaryota, Metazoa, Arthropoda, Insecta, Diptera, Culicidae. The record is from RefSeq and is a predicted model, not a curated record. The transcript is spliced from 4 exons.